Molecule: messenger RNA, 2745 nt
Organism: Peromyscus maniculatus bairdii (prairie deer mouse)
Lineage: Eukaryota; Metazoa; Chordata; Mammalia; Rodentia; Cricetidae
Gene: Odf2l
Product: outer dense fiber of sperm tails 2 like
Biological process (GO): negative regulation of cilium assembly
Cellular component (GO): ciliary basal body; centrosome
Source: RefSeq, a predicted model, not a curated record
UGUAGAACCCUACGCCACACACGGAAGUGGUGGACGGAGCGGCUGUAGACCCCUACUCCACACACGGAAGUGGUGGACGGAGCGGCCGUAGAACCCUACUCCACACACGGAAGUGGUGGACAGAGCGGCUGUAGAACCCUACUCCACACACAGAAUAACUACCAAGGAUUUAAAGAGGCUACAUAGAGAACAAAACAGUCUCAUUCAAGGCAGAGUCAGAAGGCUGCUACAGAGGCAGAGGAGCCACUGAAGAUACUUAGACAAGAUGCUGACAAACCCUACUGAAGAGCUGGUAGACACCGAGGCACUAAAGUACAGGACCUUUGAGAUUGACUAGACCUUCCAGUUGGCCCCUGUCACUGUUCUCUCACCUAUGACACAGCAGACUCUUCUAAGCAUCUGCCAGCAUCUGUGGAAAAGUUGUUGCCGAAGCGCCUUAUAAAAGAGAGUUACUGAGUUGAUGGAGACACCUACUAGCGAUGAAAGUCAUCCCAGGGGACUCUUUUCAUAUCUCACACAGGAGAGAGGACCUGUUCCACAGUGUGCCAGUGAGAAUCACCUCAGCAGCCUCAAGAAAGACAACUUAAAUGAAAAGACGGAGUUGGAGGCAGCGCUUAAGGAAGCUGAGUCGGCAUCCUGUUCAGUAGAAUUACUUUUGCCGUUAUUUAAGAACACCGUGGAAGGAAUUAGUUUAGAAAACGUUAAUCUUUCUGCAUCCAAUUUGAAGAAGAUUUUUGAACAGAAGGAAAUAUUAUCAAAAGAAUUAGACACUUUUAACCGUGUGAAAUUAGCUUUAGAACAACUUAUUAAACAGACACACUACGAACAAACAGGAGAGAACUCGCCCAGCUUGUUGAAGGACCUCAGUGACAAUGAAAGUGACAAUAGUACUCUUAAGAAGAAGGUACUUGAAAAGGAGACCUAUAUCCAAGAACUUCUGUGUCUGUUUCAGAAUGAAAAGGAAAGUGCUUUGAAAGCAAAUCGGUUUUCUCAGUCAGUCAAAGUGGUACAUGAUCGUCUACACCUCCAAAUUCAGAAAAGGAAAGCUGAGAAUGAUAAGCUAAAAGAACAUGUAAAGAACUUGGAAACCCAAAUAGCCAAGUGGAACUUGCAGGUGAAAUUGAAUAAGCAGGAGGCUGUAGCCAUCAAAGAAGCAAGUAGGCAGAAAGGCGUGGCUCUGAAAAAAGCAUCCAAAGUUUACAGACAACGGCUGAAACACUUUACGGGGGAUAUUGAACACCUUACUUCCCAGAUUAGAGCUCAGGAAGCCAAGUUGUCCGAAACAGUUUCAGCUUCCAAUGCCUGGAAAAGUCAUUAUGAGAACAUCGUAAUAGAAAAAACUGAACUGGAAGUUCAGAUUGAAACAAUGAAAAAGCAAAUCGUUAAUCUUUUGGAAGAUUUGAAGAAAAUGGAAACUCAUGGAAAAAGUUCAUGUGAAGAAAUUCUUAGAAAACUUCACUCACUUGAAGAUGAAAAUGAAGCCCUAAAUAUUGAGAAUGUGAAAUUAAAGAGUACGCUUGAUGCUUUGAAGGAUGAAGUUGUUUCUGUUGAAAAUGAACUCGUAGAAUUACAAGAAAUAGAAAAACGACAGAAAACGCUCAUUGACAUAUAUAAAACUCAGGUACAAAAGUUGCAAGAAGCAGCUGAAAUGGUAAAGAGCAGAUGUAAAAAUUUGCUACAUGAAAAUAACCUAAUAAUAAAAAACAAAAACAAGAAGUUAGAGAAGAUGAGAGGCCAGGUGGAGUCUCAUCUGAAGCAGGUAGAGCGAGCCCGCCACUCCUUCACGUCAGCGGAGCAGAGACUUCAGGAGUGUCAGGAGAACCUGCAGCGCUGCAAGGACAAGUGUGCAGAGCAGGCGCACACCAUUAGGGAGCUUCAGGGCCAGAUUGAUGGAAACCAUAGCCUUCUAAACAAGCUUUCUCUUGAGGAGGAGAAUUACCUCAUUCAGUUAAAGUGUGAGAACCUAAAAGAAAAGUUGGAGCAGAUGGAUGCAGAGAAUAAAGAGCUUGAGAAGAAGCUGGACGAGCAGGAGGAGUAUCUGAAGCGCAGCGACCUGGAGCUGAAGGAGAAGGCUGCAGAGUACACAGUGCUGUCCAGGCAGCUGGAAGCUGCUCUGGAAGAAGGGAGACAAAAGGUUUCUGAAGAAGUAGAGAAGAUGUCAUCUAGAGAGAGGACUUUACAAAUUAAAAUAUUAGAUCUGGAAGCUGAGCUUAGAAAGAAAAACGAAGAACAAAACCAACUUGUUGGCCAAAUGAACAGUAAAGCCCAGCAUCAGGACAUAUGUUUGAAGGAAAUACAGCACAAUCUUCAGAAGUCAGAGAAUCAGAAUGAGAGCAUUAAGAAUUACUUGCAGUUUCUUCAGAUUUCCUAUGUAACGAUGUUUAGAUAAAUUGUUGAAUUUAUUGAUUGAUGAUUGUUACCAGUGUUAAGGAGUUUGUAUCUCAAGAUAUUUGAGACAUAAUUUAUUAUCUGAUUGAAACUUUAAGAGCUGAUAACUCUUAGUCUUCAUUUGUGGUAGAUAUUUUGCAUUGAAUUCUGGUUUCAUUCUUUUUUAAAAAAUAUUAAUUUUUAAAGUAUUUUUCUUUCUAUAUGCAAAAAUCAAAAUUAUUCUUAUGAACCAUCGAAGUAAACUUGUAAUGAAUUUAGGCCAGUUAUGAGCCAAAUACAUGAUUUUAAAUAAUGUAUUUACUUGUUUUAUAUUGUGAUGCCAUAUAAAUAAAAUAUUCAGAAAUGUUAUAACAUACA